Beta vulgaris subsp. vulgaris (sugar beet) is the source of this 2423-nucleotide messenger RNA. RefSeq lists its product as uncharacterized. Bases 232 to 2073 code for a protein of 613 amino acids. The record is from RefSeq and is a predicted model, not a curated record. Lineage: Eukaryota; Viridiplantae; Streptophyta; Magnoliopsida; Caryophyllales; Amaranthaceae. The transcript has 5 exons.
ACCAAGUCUAAAGUGGAGUCCACACAAUACACAUAGCAGGUCACAGAAGGCAGCUUGGAGAGGACAAGCGGCUGAAUCGUAGCUCCAGAUUCUUCCCUUACCUUUCCUCUGCCUCCGUAUUCCGGUGAAAUUUGGGCUGAUAUAACAAUUAAGAGGCUCUCCUUCGUUAAUUAUGCUUUUAAUCUUGCUUAGAACUUCCCACCUUUUCCUAAUUCCUUCAUUAUUUCAGCCAUGUUCAGAAUUUUGAUAUUUGGAAAUAUUAGGAGAAGUACAAGUUCAGCUACAAAAAGCCAUACAAGAAGAUACUCGGAGUUACAAAGGGAUGUACCAUAUGCCAUAUAUGAAUCGCGUGUGCUCAAACAGUAUAAACAUUACCAUACAUAUAAAGAUUUGCAAUCCAGUAUCAGAAACAGUUCUCUCUCAUAUGCAAGUAAUAGUGUGAUACAUAAUGCUCAAAUGCAAUGGAAGAGAGUUUUGCAAAAGAAGCUUUACAGUUGCUCUGCAUCUCUCAUUGUCAGUAGACUUGCGAAAGCUUUCAGCUUAGCUUCAAUGAGGUAUCAUGUUCUGAUUCAUGGUGCUUUUGGGCUAAUAUGUGGAGGGCUAAGAAUGACCCAGGCUGCAUGUGCAGAAUUAGACUGUUUACCUUCUGGAAAUUCUGUAUAUUAUUCUACUGAAGAUAGACAGGCCUACAUGACUAUCUUAUUCUCAGCCAUACUAGAAGUUCUUGUUUUGCUUAUGAGAACUCUUUAUCUGGCAGUUCUGUUCUCACCAAGCAUAUUAAUGGCUCCGUUUGCAGAUAGUUUUGGUCCUGAAUUCAGAAAAUUGUGGCUUCGGGUUCUUCAUCAAACUCUAAGACAAGCUGGUCCAGCAUUUAUAAAAUGGGGCCAGUGGGCAGCAACACGACCAGAUCUUUUCCCUGGUGAUUUAUGUUCUGAGUUAGCAGAGCUCCAAAGCAAAGCACCAGAACAUAGCUUUGAACAUACAAGAAGAACUAUUGAAAAAGCAUUUGGCCGGACGAUUUGUGAAAUUUUUGAUAGUUUUGAGGCCAUACCUGUUGCGUCUGGCAGUAUAGCUCAAGUGCACCGGGCAACUUUGAAGUUUCGGUACCCUGGUCAAAAGGUCAAGCCUAUUGAAGUAGCAGUGAAGGUCAGGCAUCCUGGGGUUAGUGAGUCAAUCAGGAGAGAUUUUGUUAUCAUUAAUGCAGCUGCUAGAAUAUCAAAUUUCAUACCAGCAUUGAAGUGGCUGAGACUAGACGAAAGUGUGAAGCAAUUUUCUGUUUUUAUGAUGUCACAAGUUGACCUUGCAAGAGAAGCUGCGCAUUUAAACCGUUUCAUCUACAACUUUCGCAGAUGGAGGAAUGUAUCCUUCCCAAAGCCUGUUUACCCACUUGUUCAUCCUACUGUGUUAGUCGAAUCGUUUGAGCAAGGAGAGAGUGUGGCUCAUUUUGUUGACGAACUUGAAGGGCGUAACCGUAUUAAAGCAGCACUUGCUGACAUUGGCACUCAUGCUCUUCUGAAGAUGAUGUUGGUGGACAACUUCAUUCAUGCGGACAUGCAUCCUGGCAAUAUCCUUGUUAGAGUAGCUCAAAACAAGUCUCCUCGAAAGCGGCUAGUGAAGUCAAAGCCUCAUCUCGUUUUCCUUGAUGUGGGCAUGACAGCGGAACUUUCUAAAAGUGAUCGAGUAAAUUUGUUGGAGUUCUUUAAGGCUGUUGCUCGUCGGGAUGGACGCACUGCUGCUGAGUGUACCCUUCAAUUGUCGAAGCAACAGAGUUGUCCAAAUCCAAAGGCCUUCAUUGAGGAGGUCAAGGAAUCAUUUGAUUUCUGGGGUACCCCAGAAGGUGACUCGAUUCAUCCAGCUGACUGUAUGCAUCAUUUACUCGAGCAAGUCAGGCGUCAUAGAGUUAACGUUGAUGGCAACGUCUGCACUGUAAUUGUUACAACUCUGGUCCUUGAGGGUUGGCAGCGUAAGCUUGAUCCUGGCUACGACAUGAUGCACACACUACAGACGUUGUUAUUCAAAGCUGACUGGGCAGAGUCCCUUGCAUACACCAUUGAAGGAAUCAUGGCUCCUUAGCAGCUUCUUUACUGCAUCCCCAGGACAUCUUGUGGUAGUUAAAUCUACCCAAACAAUUUUGUAAGCAAUAAGAUCAAAGCAACAUAGGUCCUUUUUUUUUUUGUCUUGAUUCAAUUUUGUUGUACAUAUUCCCGGUACUAGUGAAAAAGGUAGGGUCUCGGGUGGUUCAGGUGCGGGCGGAGAGAAGGUGGGCGACAGAUCAUUGAUGGUCGCAGGGAGUUGUUUGAGACGAGUCACCUUUGUAAAGCCAUUUAUUUGACAUCUAAUCUUAAAUGUAUCUAUUGAUGAGGAGAAACAGAGGUGUUCUGUCCUUGCCAUCUUACAGAAGUUUUCAGGUGUGCUACUAAAUA